Nylanderia fulva is the source of this 916-nucleotide messenger RNA. The record is from RefSeq and is a predicted model, not a curated record. NCBI's taxonomy places the organism in Eukaryota, Metazoa, Arthropoda, Insecta, Hymenoptera, Formicidae.
AUGGGAGCAAGCUAUUUAUUCUUCUCGCGAGCCUAUGGAAGAAAUGUCAGUCCAAGUUAUCAAGGGGAAAGUACGAGGACUAGCCUGUACAGAAAACGUUGAUCGGGCGUGGUGGAAGACCGGUAUGAUCCACACGGAUUGCCAUCAAGGUCUCUUCGCCGGGUCGCCCUGAACCAAGUUGCCAUUUUUUUGUUGACUGCCAUCAUUUGUGUUUCUUGUCAAGAGCCUCGUUAUCAAUCGUCGCAGCAAGCGGCGAUAUUGAGCGAUGCUCGAUAUCUCGCAGGCGAUGGCACAUUUGGUGCGGCCUACUCUCAAGAAGACGGCGUUGAAUUUAAAGAGGAAAGCGAUGUCGAAGGUAAUCGACGUGGAUCAUAUUCGUACGUCGAUCCAACCGGACAACGGCGCACCGUGACUUAUACGGCGGGAAAGAAUGGCUUCCAGGCGACCGGGGACCAUAUUCCCACCGCACCUCCGCAGGUAGCACCGCAACCGGAAUACGUACCGUUGUCGCAGUAUAAUCCGCCAGAUUAUCAACCCCCGAGUUACGCGCCAGCAGCUCCUCAGCAUCCUCAGUACCUACGACGCUACGAGCAGUAUGAACCGGCGGAUUACGAGCCGGAGCCUGUCGUUUAUCAGCCGCAGCCUCCGCCGCAGUAUCAGUAUCGGCAGCGGCCGCAACCCAGUUACCAUCAUCAUCCCUCGGAAUUACAAGACGUACCCACGUACGCGCCCCCGAGACCGCAGUAUCAGCCCCAGAUUCGUCCAGCGCCGCAUCAGUACAACGCGAUAACAACCCCGGCGCCUCGCAAUUUCUAUCCACCUGGGAAGCUCAGCUUCAACCGGACCCCCGACGGUUUCUCUUACACGUUCAGCAAAAGUUAAGUGGCGUGUAAAUUGUAAUAACAAUGGGAAAUGU